CAGUCGCGUGUGUGCAACGCUACGAGUCGGUGGUCGGUGGUCGGCGGUUCGCGACUAUAUAGUGGGUCUAUCAUGUGAUUAAAAUCGGUCCGGCAGCUGAGAAGACAACAUCUGUAUUCGCGCACGUAUCGGCAUCGCUAUAGCUAUAGCUAUUGACUCACCGCGACCGCCGGACAGUGGGAUCAACUGUUUUCGGGGGCGGUACGAUGGCGCUGCUUGCCUCGCUCUUUCUUCUCGUCACGCUGGCCAGCUCAGCUCGGGCCAUUACCUGCUACGAAUGUGAUUCCGUCAAUAAUCCAGGGUGUGGGGAGCAAUUCACUGGCGAUGACAUAUCCACGAUGGAUUGCGAUGCGAACAUGCAAACCCAAGGAGCGGAGGCCACCUGCCUUACCAAGUACCAUGAGGGAAUUCCUGGAGACACCCGCUUUGUGAGGCGCUCCUGCUACUACGGCGACUCCUCCCCGAUAAACCUUAAUUGCGAUGACGGACCGGAUCCUGUUGUGCCAUCUAUGAAUUUCCUGGGAUGUACGGUCUGCGACACGGAUCUGUGCAAUGCAGCACCAGGAACAAUCGCACUAUCAUUGGCAAAUGUCUUUAUAGCACUUGGUCUACUUAUCCUAUUUACCAACUAAGAAAGAUGAGAAGCGCAUAGAAAGGCGACUUCUCUUCAAUGUAUCCUAUAACCCAGCAUAUACUCCAGUAUUUUGAAAAAUUUUAAUGUAUCCUUAUGACCACUUACAAACAGAACCACUAGCGGUCGAACUUUUCUAACUAAAACCAUCUUUAGUCAAAAUCAAAGUUGUUAUAUUGAUGGUUUUGAGAGAUAUGAGCUCGAACUUGACGGAUUUUAGUCGUGGAAGUUCGACUGCAAGCCACAAAUAAUUCCCUUGGCUGUUUUUUUUAAAUUUUCAUUUUAUUUGAUUUUCUUUCCAUUGUUUUUAUACAUCCACUAAAAUGAUUUAACAUACAUAUAUCUUUUUAUAAUAUAAUUAUUCUUGUUUGAUUUAAUAUAAUUUAUUGAAUAAAAUUUACUCGUCUCCUA
Drosophila subpulchrella is the source of this 1042-nucleotide messenger RNA. RefSeq lists its product as uncharacterized. The record is from RefSeq and is a predicted model, not a curated record. NCBI's taxonomy places the organism in Eukaryota, Metazoa, Arthropoda, Insecta, Diptera, Drosophilidae. Gene Ontology annotation, biological process: regulation of synaptic transmission, cholinergic; sleep; positive regulation of voltage-gated potassium channel activity. The transcript has 3 exons. Bases 207 to 632 code for a protein of 141 amino acids.